This is a messenger RNA of Theobroma umbraticum, 2185 nucleotides long. Its product is annotated as Lipase/lipooxygenase, PLAT/LH2 family protein. NCBI's taxonomy places the organism in Eukaryota, Viridiplantae, Streptophyta, Magnoliopsida, Malvales, Malvaceae. The record is from RefSeq and is a predicted model, not a curated record.
AUAUCUCUGAGGAAUUAGAAUCCAAAUACUGGGUAGUGAUUAGCGAUUCAGCGAAGGUGGUAAACGACGUUGUGCAACAGACAAAAUUCUGGUUUUGAGGAAAGUUGCAGGCACGGGUAAUGGUGUUGGCCUUGGCAAUGGAGUCAGUUUCUGUUAGUCACACAAUCUUUGCAACGAAUCAAAGGAACCCCCUCAGAAUUUCACCACCACUACAUGUAGGAAGAAAGUUUCACUUCCGAACUGCUCGUUGUCGCUUUGGUUUCAUGUCUUGUUCCAAGAAAUCUGAUUUCCAAGAUUUUCAGGGCUUUGCAAAACCUUCACAUCUUUUACCAUCCGCAGAACCUAAAGUCUGUACAGAGACCUUGGGAGAAAAUUUUUUUUCAUCUACCAGCUUGAAUGGAGCACGGUCUUUUUACAAGGUUAGGUUGCAAACAAGUAGCAUGUAUGGCUCAAGUUUGAGUAAUAUAAAUGCUGGAAUACUCUUGUGUUUGAUAGAUGAGAGAGGUGACUCAAUAUUGCAGAGGAUACCUGCAUAUUUGUUAAUUGAACAUCCGGCAAAGUCAGAGAACGUUACGGAGCCUGAAACUCUCUAUUUCCAAAGAGGUUCAGUUGAUGAAUUUGUCUUUGAGGGACCGAACUUGGGGAAGGUUGAAGCUCUUUGGAUCAGUCUUGAAUCAGGUCAGUGGAGAUUAGGAGGUGUCAGCCUGAUCAUCCUUAAUGCAUCCCAACCUUCCUUAGGGGAAGAUUAUGGGGAAAAUGCUGAAUUUAUUGGUUCUAAAUAUGACUUCAAAGUUGAUGAGAUCUUGCUUGGAGAGGGUGGUGAUGAGUCCAUGGUGGAACUAAGACCUUGCCUUGUUACUGAGUUAUCUGGGUCUAAUCUCUUCAAAAUGUUUAGCAAGGGCUUCUCUCAACCAACUUUACCCUUGAGUGACCAGAUAUCUAAUGAGAAAAGUAUGAAGGAAUAUGCAGAUUUGAAGUUCUCUUUGUUACUAUAUGAUGCUGUUCUUAUAUUUGUUGGUACAACGUUUGCAUCCUUCUCAAUUGGGAAAAGUUCUGCUCUCGCAUUCUUACUCGGUGGGAUCAGUGGUUUUCUAUAUUUGUUGCUAUUGCAAAGGUCUGUAGAUGGAUUACCAGCUUCAGAAUUGAUCUCCAAGAAUCCUGGAGAUCAAAUGGUCAGAUUUAGGAGUCCACUUUCAAUCCUGGCACUGGGUGUGGCACUUUCUUUAUUAACAGUUAAGUAUAGCAUGGGGGAUAUUCCAUUUGUGUUGACUCCGAAAGAACUCUUGGUUGGAAUGAUAGGAUUUCUUGUAUGCAAAGUUGCAGUGGUUUUGGCUGCAUUUAAACCCCUGCCUGUGAGUAUCGAGGAGAGGGAGUGACGUAUCUUAUUUCAUUCCCUUCUGGGAAGUAUUGGUUACCUAAAUUAUACAAAUUACCCAAAUGAAGAUGUGGCAGGUGCUCUAUAGAUGCCCGUUACCUUUAACUGAAAUGAUGGGAGGAAUACCUUCAUAGUUCCAUAUCACUCUUCUCUACAGAAACGACAUAAUAGUGCAGAACUUGCUUUGUUCUCUGGGUCUAUUAUAUCAUUAUAUGCCACUCAUAUACUUGGUAGUCAACUCAUGUCUUAUUUCCUUGGUCAUUUGCUUUCGAAUACGCCGUCUGAUUGUUGGAAAACAGAGGGCCAUAAAUGGAACAGAACCUAAGAUUUUAAAGGCCAUACUAGAUAAUCAAAACUUCAAGUUGAUGUCAUUUGCCUCCUUUAGAGGUUCUUAUACAAUCACAAUUAAUAAGCAUCUUGCUGAUAAGAAUGCGUUCUCCGGGAAAAGGACAAUUACCAACCUGUCGGAUUACAAAUACUCAUUUUGCAGGUGGCUCUUUGUUAAUUAAAUGAUUGACGUUCAAAGCCCAGGGGGUCUACGCCCUACGGGCAGAUGACCAGAAAUCGGGCCUUGUUAUGGCCUCUCUUUUCCGAAGAGCAGGCUUCUCGUCGAAUUCUUCCUACCCCGAAACAAAGAGAAAAGAAAUUUAGUCGCCUGGCAGAGAUAUUUUUUGAUUUCGUUUCUGAAUUUGACAAGGAGUUACGUCGUCCUGUUGAGGCAGAUCACUCGUCACAAGAGCAUCAUCAUAAAGUAAAGCCUAGCAGCACCAUAGCUACGGCUCACAUAUGCUAAAUAUCAAUACAAAAUCA